AAAGCACGACAGAGUUAAAAGGAAACAGGGGCAGGGCAGAUGGAGUUGUGGUUGUGGACCGAUGAAAGUAGGAUAUAGAGGCAAGACCACCUCCGCUGGAACUAGUUUUAAUUAAGAUGAGAUGCAUGUGAUGUAUCUUUCGCUUUUACAAUCACAUCUUCAAAGCAAAGUUCCAGGAUAAAUAAUGGGCCUACCCGAUCGCUUUAUUGACAGGGAAAAUCCCCAUUAGAAAAAGGAAAAGCAGCAAAAGGGAAAAGAAAAGCUACAAGGAAAAAGCUCAUAUAGAGUGAAAGGAGAGGAUAUGGAGGAGGCGAUGAUGAUGAUCAGCAGCCCAGAUAAUCCCAGCAAUGUGACCAUUCCUCAAGAACACAUCACCACCACCACUUGCCCUAGCUGGAAACUUUAUGAGAAUCCUUUUUAUUAUUCUCACCAUCAUCAUCAUCAUCAACAACAACAACAACUAUGCCAAAGUAGCAAGCAUCCACGUCAAGUAAACUUCCCUCUCUCAGCUCGAAAGAUCGCAGCCUCUUUCUGGGAUCUGACCUUCUUCAAACCAGUUAUGGAAUCUGAACUAGAUAUUGCUCGAGCCCAGAUCAUUGAGUUGAAAGCUGAGGUAGAGUAUGAGCGUAAAGCACGUAAAAAGGUAGAGUCACUCAAUAAGAGAUUGGCUAAAGAACUUGCUGAAGAAAGAAGGGGAAGAGAAGCACUGGAGAGAGUAUGUGAAGAGCUUGCAAGAGAAAUUUCAUUGCAUAAAGCAGAGAUUGAUCGAAUGAAGAAGGAAUUCGAGGAGGAAAGAAAGAUGCUAAGGAUGGCUGAAGUUUUAAGGGAAGAGCGAGUUCAAAUGAAGCUGGCCGAGGCCAAGAUUCUCUUCGAGGAGAAGUUACUAGAAUUGGAGGAAACUAAACGUACACAAACUCACACUUCAAUUUCCAGGAUCGAGCGGAAGAAUAAAGAAGAUAAAACAGCAUCACUCUCUGCCAAUCUUUCAGGGAAGUUUUCAAGGUUAGUUUUCAGUGAGAAAUCUUGUGAUUAUAGUAACAUCGGUGUUGAUUCAGGAGAGUCAACAAGAUUUGCAUUGAGCGAAAAGUCAUCAUCCUGUUACGAUAACAUAAGUAGUGGUGUCUCUUCAUCCUUGGCAAUUCAGCGCAAAGUAUCUCCAGAACCUGAAAAUCCUCACAUAAAGCGAGGGAUCAAAGGAUUUGUCGAAUUUCCAAGAGUAGUUCGAGCAAUUGGAUCAAAGAGUAGGCAUUGGGGUACAAAGCUGGAGUGCCAAAAGGCUCAGUUAAGGAUUCUACUCAAGCAGAAAAGCCCCAUCCGAUCAAAUAGUCUUAUUAUGAGUUGAAGGAUUCGAAAUUGGAAAGUGUUGGUAUGGAUCUCAGCAAAAAAGCGUUGGAAACUGCACAAAAUUUCAUUGCGAAGGCUGAAUUUUUAAGUUAGUAAUAGACAUCUGCACAUGGACUUUAUUGCCAAGCUGUUCGUGGAUCUUGACAUGGAUAAAAGUAAUGAACAUUUUCUCGCACAAACUUUAGGCAGGGACAACGAUAAAGCAAAAAUUGUGCAAGGGUUACGAGAUGCUUAAGGAACAGUGGCAAUCUAACAUGGAAUCUAACUUAGCUACAGAAGUAGCUGAGUGUAACGCGUGUCCCGAGGGUUUUGACGAUUCAGAGGGUCAUUUGGACAUUUCCCUAUAUCAUAUUCAGGCGAAGGAGAAGGAAGGGGGGCAGGAUAGAGGAGAGAGAAGAGGGUUCGAGGCUGAUAGAGGAGAAAGGGGCAGAGCUAGCGACAGAGCACAUGGAAGCGUUUAUGGGUUCGGGGAGAGGAGAGUUCUUCGGGCUGCUGCUGCUGGAAAGGGGAAGAGUGGAGGGUUGGUUGGUUCAGGUUGCAGAGGAGGGAGACAGCGAAAGGGGGUGCGAUCUGACGAUCGAGCCGGUGAGCUCCUUCUUCUCAAAAUCACCACCAUCUAAUCUACGGCAUUGAAUUAAAUAAAGAGUAGAUUAGAGGCAAAACAAUGGCGGCUUUUCAUAGACUAGAGUAAGUUUUGCUUUGCUUCAAACAACAACAAGUCACUGUUACCCAAGAAUUAUCAUGGAAUGUGGACAAACACAAUUGUGGUUAAAGACCAUAGAUAUUUGGACUUGUUGACAUCUCCAGAUCAUUGCCUUUUAUUUGAGAAAGUAAUACUAGUCAACCAAAAUUUUGUGAGACCCUAACGAGCAGAUCCCUUCCAAAGAGGUUAUUCAUCGAAAAUUUAUCCAAAACUUUAGUGACAAAUCGAGUGUAAAUGUAAUAAUCACAAGACAAAUAUGUAGCCAAACAAGGAAA
Molecule: messenger RNA, 2322 nt
Organism: Theobroma umbraticum
Lineage: Eukaryota; Viridiplantae; Streptophyta; Magnoliopsida; Malvales; Malvaceae
Source: RefSeq, a predicted model, not a curated record